Molecule: messenger RNA, 1809 nt
Organism: Sclerotinia trifoliorum
Lineage: Eukaryota; Fungi; Ascomycota; Leotiomycetes; Helotiales; Sclerotiniaceae
Source: the annotation of a GenBank genome assembly
AAUAGUGGUUAACAUCCACUCGUGGCUCCUUCACCGUCCUCGCUUCUGAUUAAUCAGCCGACUGCAGCAAUUCAUAUCACCUGAAAAUCUUUGAGCGAUGCCAAUUUCAAAUAAAGGUCUUGUCUCUAUUGUUAAUAUUUCCAUGCGACAAUGGGCGUCGUGAAAAGUCCCAAAGCUACCCUUCCAGUUUCUGAAGAAUCGGAAAUUCCUCCUAUCGAAGAAAACCAACUAACCCCUGCAUCCUGUGCGGAAUUCCCAGAAUCAUUUGUUCCAGACUCGAGGAAAGAUAAAAGGAAAGUGGUGAAAGGAGGUGCAUUCAGUGAUCGAUUUUACUGUUUCUGAACGGAUAGAUAGAGUGAUGUGACGAUCUAGAAAAGUGCUGUACGUAUCCUCUCAUGAAAUCUUCCUUGGCGCUACCACUUAAGCGUCCUUCUAUAGUUCAUAGAAUUUGUUGGAACAGCUUGCCUUUGUUAUUUAUCUGCCUUUAUCAGUAUCGCAAUUCGAAAUUCUGAUACUGCGCCAGUUGCGGCAUAUGUCGGCGUUACCAAUAUCUUUCUCUUGACACUAUUCAUAUGUGCUCUUGCUCCUGGUUCCAGUGGUCAUCUGAAUCCGAAAAUUAUUGUUGCAACGAUUAUCACUGGACUCACUGAAUUCUCGAGAGGAGUGCUAUAUAUGAUAGGUCAAGCUACUGGAGCCGCACUUGCGGGUAGCCUAAUCAGAGGAAGCUUAGAGUGCAGAGAACGUUAAUGUAAGUGCACUUCCUUUGAUUAUAGGGAGGAGAGGACAGCCAGUGGUUGUACAGAUUUGUACAAAGACAUCGGAUAGUACCCAAUUUUAUACUGGUAUUCCUCGUUUAACCAUUCGAUACAGCUGAGACAGCGACGCUAUGAUGCGAAUGAGAUCGUUUGAGGUUAAGAAAGCGGUUGUUGAAUGCGUGCACCACUGGUAGACUAAUAAAAGAUAGGCUUGAUGGAGGAGGAUGUCUUCUUAAGGCGACAACCGUCAGUGAAGGGCAGGCUUAUUUGAUCGAGUCGGUGUUGUCAUGUAUUAUGCUGUAAGACUCGCGCCCAUCACAUCCCUUUUGACUUAACUAGGCAGUAUUUUAUCGUUUGGCACUGCUCUUGAUCCUCGACAAGCGCAACUUUUUGGCCCACGUCUUGGUCCGUUCAUGGUAGGCUGUACAUUAGGCCUUAUAUCAUUUCCAGUAUCAAUCUUGCACCAGGAUAUCCAGGAGCAGGCUUAAAUCCAGCAAGGCGUUUUUCGUGUGCAGUUGCCAGGGGUAACUUUGCUUGUCAGGUCAAAUAUGAUUCCUCAAGGAUAUGUCAUUGCUAAUAAUAAAUCCAGAUCAAUGUUUGGUGGCUUGGUCCAGUAACGGGAGCUAUAAUCCAAAGCUCGGUGUACCAUUUUGUUCCGCCAUAUCAUACGAAAAGUAAAUAGGAAGCCAUUCAAUGUGAUGUGAGGAAUUCACGGAUAUCAUCAACUGCACACCGUGAUCAGCGUAAGGAAAUAGGACUUCACCAGGACAAAGGGAUCUCUCAAGUAGGAGUAUGUAUGAUCAUUGACUUGUAUUAUCAGGAUGAGAUAGGAUGGAUCGAAUUGGAUAGUGGCAACUGCACAUCAAAUUGAAGUUUCCAAACUCAAGGCCGGUUUGCUCGUUCAAGUGACAAAUGAAUAUAAGCUUCCUGCAAUAUGCAUGAUAGAGGGAAGCGGCGCACCCUUGGAAAGAUAGUAAGUAUACUUGACGACUUAUAUACCUAGAGGCUAGUCGUUCAUGUGGCAAAUGUCAAUUUUCGGCAAUCGCAGAACAAU